Marchantia polymorpha subsp. ruderalis is the source of this 938-nucleotide messenger RNA. The record is from the annotation of a GenBank genome assembly. NCBI's taxonomy places the organism in Eukaryota, Viridiplantae, Streptophyta, Marchantiopsida, Marchantiales, Marchantiaceae.
UCAGUCAUCGACUGCACAAGUUUGCGUGUCAGACUGUCGAUAUACGGGAUCUGCACAGUCAUACCGCAACCAAGAGCUGACACGCCGAAGGAAAACUGCUGAUUUCUGGAAAGUAUCGACGAUAACAUGAGCGCCGGAUCGACUCCGCUUUGUCUCAAUUGAACACAAAAGUUCUGAAGUGCUUGCAUACCAGAUCCCGCAGAGUACUGGACCUCCGUCAUGCCAUCCACCAAGCUGUGGGUAGCCAGUUCCGGGGCGAAAGACAUGUUUCCAUGAAGAGCGCGUCUAUGUGCGACGUGGUUUUCAGCUUUAACUCGCGCUCCUCCACUGAAUCCGCAGUCCAUCUGAGCACCCUUGUACACAACCGGCUCAUAGCUGGGAAUGCUAGUGGCGAAAGGUCUCAAAAUUCUACGAACGCUAUCUUGAAGUUGAAACUGCUCAUUGCUGCUUGCCUGGACCUCCCUGCCUUGUGAAAAUAACUGGGCGACGAAACGAGCAUCUUCGAGUAGAUCUGGCGUAAUCGUGGCGGCUAUCAGAUUCGUCCUAUCGUGUUCAUCGAGAUCGAAAUCAAAUCUGCGGUCAACGAGCUUUGACCAUCGGAGAUCGAUGCCCAAGACAUUCUCACCCUGUUCUAGCUUAAGAAAAAAUGCUGACAGACUGCUUGCAAGUUGCUGUCUUUCCUCAUCUGAGAUGACAAUUUCCUCGCUCGAGCUCGACUGGCCAGUUAGCAAUCUGUGCUUCAGCGGCGGCGCAACGACAUCGAUAAACUCUCCCCUUGUUGAAUCCAAGGAAAACUGGAAUGCCAUUGCAAUGCUGUUCCUCCUGCCUGCUGCGACCUCCUGACUUUCAUCAGUUCGAUUCUAGUGCGUCUUUUUGAUUGUGUUCAGGUCUAUAACUCGAACUAUUCAGAUCGACUGAAGAAGAUGAAACUGUGUCUC